GUGUGAAGCCCAUUUUUGGUGUUCCCCGAUGUGAUAUCGCUGGAAUAUUGCUAAAAUCGGCGUAAAACUAAACUCAUUCACUAUUUUCACUCCCACGUGUCUUGCAGUAGUUCUUGCAAGGUCAUUGUUUCCCCUCACGUGACAUGCGCCAUGCCGUGACCUGAAGAGCUGGAGCAGGCUCAAAGUCCGCAUUUCCACCGACAAUGUCUGGCUCUUUGGUCGAAGUGGAGUUCACUCCAGAUAACAUUGCCGUCAUUCACAUGAAGGGAGAGCACAACCGUUUUAAUGCAGAAUUCAUUGACGCUUACUGUGGUGCUCUUGACACGAUUGAGAGUAAUCCGUCAUGUCGGGCACUGAUAACAACGGGGAAAGGACGUUUCUUUAGUAAUGGCCUUGACCUCGAGUAUAUGAUGUCUUUAGAGGGAAGUGAGACGUCAAAAUGGAUGACCAGAGUCCAGGGCUUCCUCUACAGAGUCAUGACAUUUCCUAUGCCAACAGUUGCUGCCAUCAACGGUCAUGCGUUUGCAGGUGGUGGGUUUCUGGCUAUGUCGCACGACUUCAGGGUGAUGAAGAAAGGCCAAGGCUGGAUCAGCUGGAACGAGAUUUUCCUCAAGAUAAGGUUCUCUGAAUUCCUUCUGGAAAUAAUCAGGUGCAAGAUACCCCAGGGAUCUGCCCAGUUACAGGCUGCAGUUCUAGGCACAAGGUUCACUGCUGAAGAGGCGGCUAGGUACGGCAUCAUCGACCUCGCAACUGCACCGGAGACGCUGAUGCAAGAUGCAAUGACACUGGCGAAGAAAACAUUGGGACGUCAACCGUACGACCGCGUGACGCUUGGGCAGUUUAAAGCGGAUAUGUACAGUUCACUGAAAGAUAAAGUAACCGUUAGAAGACCUCGAUUGUAAACACAGAAAUGUUAGUCGCUCGGGACCAAAGAGGAAAAACUGUUGUAAACUUGGAAAACCGCUAAAUACACCCUUUAUAUCUAUUUUGUGUGUAGAUUGUUUGCCGUUUUGUUUUGUUGAGUGUGUGUGCACUUGUUUGGUCGGGACCAUAGAGGAACAUCUGUUGUAAACUUGAAAAACCGCUAACUUCACAUUUUUAUUUGUAUUGUGUGUAUGUAUGUGUGUACUUUUUGUUUUCUGUGCAUGGGUGUGAGUGUUUGGCCGGGAACUUAGAAAACUGGGUUGUAAACUUAGAAGAUCGAUUAAUACACACUUUCUGUUUAUAUGUGUGUGCGUGAACAUGUAUUCGGAUUAUUGUCUGGAUUUUGUAUAUAUGAAAUAUAUCGCAGUCAAGCAGUGAA
Messenger RNA from Haliotis rubra (blacklip abalone), 1303 nucleotides. RefSeq names its product enoyl-CoA delta isomerase 1, peroxisomal-like. The transcript has 4 exons. Gene Ontology annotation, biological process: fatty acid beta-oxidation. The record is from RefSeq and is a predicted model, not a curated record. Gene Ontology annotation, cellular component: peroxisome. The coding region runs from base 204 to 902 and encodes 232 amino acids. Lineage: Eukaryota; Metazoa; Mollusca; Gastropoda; Lepetellida; Haliotidae. Gene Ontology annotation, molecular function: enoyl-CoA hydratase activity; delta(3)-delta(2)-enoyl-CoA isomerase activity.